Molecule: messenger RNA, 2040 nt
Organism: Triticum turgidum subsp. durum (durum wheat)
Lineage: Eukaryota; Viridiplantae; Streptophyta; Magnoliopsida; Poales; Poaceae
Source: the annotation of a GenBank genome assembly
AUGGCUGCAGGGCCGUUGGAGCUAUGGAACCACCGGUCGAUGCAGAUCCUGGUCCUCCUCAGCCUUGGGCUCCAGCUCGUCCUCUUCGUCUUCGCCGGGAUCCGCCGGCGUCAAAACCUUCCCGUGCGGAGGCUCCUUCUGUGGCUAGCGUACCUCAUGGCCGACUCCACGGCCGUGUACGCCGUCGGCCACCUGUCGUUCGGCAGCACGGUGCGCGAGCACCGGCUGGUGGCGUUCUGGGCGCCGUUCCUGCUGCUGCACCUCGGCGGCCCGGACAACAUCACUGCCUACGCGCUCCAGGAUAACCAGCUCUGGCUCCGCCACCUCCAGAUUCUCGUCGUGCAGGUUCUCGGAGCGGGCUACGUCCUCUACAAACACAUCGCUGUCGCCGGCGGCGAGGACGGGAAGUUCCUCCGGGGCGCCUCCUACAUGAUGUUCGCCGUCGGCGUCGUCAAGUACGCGGAGAGGACAUGGGCGCUCAGGUGCAGCACCCUGGAGAGCAUAGGCGCCUCCCUCAAGACGCGGCUGCCGGCCAUCCACAAGCAUUACCACCCUCAGGACAACGCCACGGAGGAGGAGUUCAACCUGCGCCGUGCUCACUCGCUGUUCCACAUCUGCAAGCGAGCCAUCGUCGACUCCUCAGUGGUCGAGGAGGACUUCGUGGACAGCCUAGAAGAGGAGGACGCCAACAAACUGAUACAUGGCGUGGAGCUGUGGACGCUGAUGGAGAUCGAGCUCUCCCUCAUGUACGACGUCUUGUACACCAAGGCGGCCGUGGUGCACACCUCCAUGGGCUACCUGAUCCGCGUCAUCUCGCCGCUCACCGCCGCCGUCUCGCUGGUGCUGUUCCAGCUCACCCCCAAGGACGACCACGACAGAGCUGACGUGGCCAUCACCUACGUCCUGCUGGGUGGCGCCGUGUUCAUGGAGACGACAUCGCUCCUGAACGCGCUGGCAUCGUCGUGGACGUUUGCAUUCCUGAGCAGCACCAGGUGGCAAUGGCUUCGGUACGGGGUCCUAUGCAACGAGAGGUGGGACAAGCUCCGGCGUGCGGUCGUGUGGCUUCACCAUCUCGUCAAGCAAGGUGAUAGCAGGUACAAGUCAAGAAGGUGGUCCUACACCAUCGGGCAGUACAACUUGCUGCACUUCUGCACACGCCCCGCUGACACGCCACUCACCAGCCCCCUGCUCGGGAGGCUAGCCAGGGCGCUGGCACUCGACGAGUGGUGGAACAGGAGGCACUACUCGGCGACCGUCGAGAUGUCCGGUGAGAUCAAGCUUCGCAUCGCUUUGUACAUGAGGCGGUUGUACACCGGAGGGAAGUUCAACUCAGGUAUGCUAAGGAAGAAGUGGGGUGAAGAACCGCUGGUACGCCGUGGGCUUUACAGCGGCGUCCUCAUGGACUCCCUCGGUGUCGAGUUCCAGGAGGGGAUCAUCAUCUGGCACAUUGCCACCGAGGUCUUCCUCACCAAGAGCGAGAAAGCCAAGGCCGUGGACGCCGCGCCUAGUGUGCAUGCCAUUAGGGUCAUGUCCGACUACUUGAUGUUCCUUCUGGUGCAACGUCCCUACAUGUUGCCGGGCCAGCCCCAAAAGAGGUUGUACCAACGGACCUGCGAAAGGCUGGUCACCAAGCGAUCGGUUGAUCCUAGGUACCCAAGCCGUGCACGCGUCGUCAAGGAUCUGUUCCGGAUGCGUGAUGCCCCACACUCCAACAUUUCUAGGGUCGCCGAGAGAGAGGAGCUCGCCAAUAACUUGUACGACGAAUAUGAGAACCACGAGUUCAGCCACCUUGCUCCUCGUCUCACUCACAUGGCUCGACUCGCCAAAGAUCUGCUGGAGAAGGAGAAGGAUGGCACGACCGACUCCUUGGGGCUUGUCCUUGACGUGUGGAUGGACAUUCUCGUCUACGCGAGCAACAAGUGCAGCAGGGAGUCCCAUGCCCAGAAGCUCAACAGUGGAGGCGAGUUGACGACCAUCUUGUGGCUUAUGGCAGAAUACAUCUACCAAGCAUCGAUUGCCCAAAAAGAUGAUGUACUCUAA